Messenger RNA from Tremella mesenterica DSM 1558, 820 nucleotides. RefSeq lists its product as uncharacterized. Lineage: Eukaryota; Fungi; Basidiomycota; Tremellomycetes; Tremellales; Tremellaceae. Gene Ontology annotation, biological process: cytosolic ribosome assembly. The record is from RefSeq and is a predicted model, not a curated record. The transcript is spliced from 6 exons. Gene Ontology annotation, cellular component: mitochondrial matrix. The coding region runs from base 41 to 820 and encodes 259 amino acids.
UUUUCUCACACUCACGAUCAUCUAGUAGCAGCUAGACAUCAUGGCACUCCGAUUAUUCCGGCCUCUACUUCGUACCCCAGUCCUUCGAGUCGUAGCUCGUCCUACUCCUCUUCUCCGAGGAAGUCUCGGGCUGGUUUCCGCUCCCAAGCAGAUAAAGUCGUUCACUUCUUCUCCCCGGAGGUUAGGGAGUGGCGAGUCCGAUACUCAACUUUCCUCCGCUCUGGCGUCAGAACAUACCUAUGAAUUAGAGUCUGCUUCUCCUUCCGAGAUACCAGAGUUUCUGGAGACAUUCCAGGAAAUGAAAAUAUGGGAUAUUCAAGAUGUUUCUGGAUCGGAGGAUGUGGUUCUGACUAGAAAGUUUGGUAAUGAAACCCUAAAAUUGACAUUCCAAAUUUCAGAUAUAGACAAUGAUUUCCCUUCUUCAACAUCUACCGAAGAAACCCUUCCAGAAGAACCUGAAUCAAACGGACCGGCCUAUGUCACCUGUUCUCUCCUACUCACCAAACCCAAUGGCGAACAUUGUCUCGCAUUUGAUCUUGAAGCUGGCGAAGAGGGUUUCGGAUUGACCAAUGUUGCUGUCCUGAACAAAAAGCUAGGUGAGAUGAUAGGCGCCGAAGGGGAUUGGCAAAGACGAAGCAAGUAUAUGGGUCCACAAUUUGACCAUUUGGACAUUGGGGUACAAGAUGGUUUCGUUGCUUAUCUCGCCGAACGAGGAGUGGAUGAUUCUCUCGCUAAUUUCAUACUUGCCUAUUGCGAUUACAAAGAACAAAAGGAAUACGUGGCGUGGUUAUCACAAGUUGGAGAGUUUGUAGAACUUUAA